This is a messenger RNA of Planococcus citri (citrus mealybug), 1477 nucleotides long. RefSeq names its product protein phosphatase 1 regulatory subunit 7-like. The coding region runs from base 169 to 1206 and encodes 345 amino acids. The record is from RefSeq and is a predicted model, not a curated record. Gene Ontology annotation, molecular function: protein binding. Lineage: Eukaryota; Metazoa; Arthropoda; Insecta; Hemiptera; Pseudococcidae. The transcript has 10 exons.
UUGAUUUGUAAACAUAACAAAAACAAAUUAUUUUCUAGACUAGACUAGAUAAAAUUCGACCGAAAAUUUCGCAAGUGUAACUAAUUCAGUUAAAAUUACCAGUACUUCUUCAGUAAACCAAGGUUGUGCAUGAUAAACCCAAAUCUGCGAUCAAAUUCAUGAUAAAAAAUGGAUCAAAAUUGCCAAUCUGGUGUCAGUGAUAAGAGACCUGUCGAACCGUCCGAAGCUAACGGCGAACAAAAUGGUGGUAAAGACAAACAAGCUAAUCUGGCCGUCUCUCCGGUACCGAAAAAUAUUUCAGCAGAUGGCGAGAAAGCUGACGAAGAGCCGGGUGAAAUCCUCAUCAACGAUGUAGACGCCGAAGAACUCAACUUCAAUCACUGCAGGAUUACGAAGCUGGAAAAUCUGAACGAGCUGAAAAACAUCCAAAGAUUAUAUUUUCGAUGGAAUUUAAUCAAGAAGAUAGAAAAUCUAGAUAGUUUGACUAAUUUAGUUGAACUAGAGUUGUACGAUAAUCAGAUCACGUCCAUUGAGAAUCUAGAUCAAUUGGUUAACUUGGAGAUACUCGAUUUAGCUUUCAACCGAAUAACAGAAAUAAAAGGUCUGGAUAAAUUGGUCAAUUUGAAGAAACUGUUCCUAAGCGCUAAUAAAAUAUCCAAGAUUGAGAACCUGAACGGUUUGAAGAAUUUGGAAUUGCUUGAAUUGGGUGAUAAUAAAAUAAGAAAAAUAGAAAAUGUCGAAAUGCUGACCAAUCUAACGAAGCUUUACUUCGGUAAAAAUAAAAUCACCAAGAUCGAAAACCUAGAUACGUUGACCAAUCUUGUAGUACUCAGUGUCCAAGCCAAUCGAAUCACAAAGAUCGAGAAUCUGUCAUGUCUAAGUAAUCUGGAUGAACUUUACCUAUCCGAAAAUGGCAUCACUUUGAUCGAAGGAUUUGAAAAGAACGCGAAACUAACAACGAUUGAUCUGGCUUACAAUAAAAUUACAACCAUUCCUAGCUUGAGUCACCUGCCAGAGCUGCAAGAUUUAUGGUUGAACAAUAACGAGAUAACUUCGUGGAAAGAUAUUGACAACUUGAGUUCGAACAAGAAGCUAGAAACGUUGUACUUGGAACAUAAUCCUUUGGCUAACACAGCCGAUUAUCGAAGAAAAGUAAAGCUAGCUUUACCUCAAUUAACUCAACUGGAUGCUACUUUAUUGAGAUGAAUUCGUCGACUCUCGAGUACGCCGCCGGAGACUUUAUCAUUAUCGUCAGUUUCAUUUACUAUGUAACUCAUUAUCUAAAUUAUCACCUAGUAGUAUAAAUUUUUUUGAGAACGAACUGUGUAUAUUAAGCAUUUACUAAAAUUAUUACAUAGGUACGUUUAUAUUUCGGUACGUUGAAUCGCCGUUCGUGUUUGUUUGUGAUGAAUAAUAUCGAAUCAUGUUUUUUCCUUCUGAUUCUAUUCUAUUUUGAUUUAAUAAACUAUUUAUACGA